Messenger RNA from Morus notabilis, 798 nucleotides. RefSeq names its product LEAF RUST 10 DISEASE-RESISTANCE LOCUS RECEPTOR-LIKE PROTEIN KINASE-like 2.8. Gene Ontology annotation, molecular function: polysaccharide binding. The coding region runs from base 1 to 798 and encodes 265 amino acids. The record is from RefSeq and is a predicted model, not a curated record. NCBI's taxonomy places the organism in Eukaryota, Viridiplantae, Streptophyta, Magnoliopsida, Rosales, Moraceae. The transcript has a single exon.
AUGUCGUCUCAUCUUCUUGUCCUUUUUUGUUUUGCACUCCUAAUUUUCGACAAAAUUCCUUUAUCCGCGAGCUUCGACUGGUACACGACAUGUAGUAACAAAUACCGUUGCGGGGCGAUAGAAGCAGAUUUUCCUUUCGUCGGAGAUGGUAGACCAGAAGGCUGUGGCCAUCCUGGUCUGAAGCUGAACUGCGAAAAAAAUAAUGCAACGAUUUAUAUUAAGGGUGUGAAAUACCAAGUUUUGGAGGUAGACCAAAACGCCCAGAUAUUCAAAAUAGCUCGAACUGAUUACAUGAACGGAAUUUGCGUGCCACAAUAUGGGAACACCAGUUUGGAUCCAGAGCUAUUUGAAUAUGCUCCGGCCUCUGGAGAUAUAACACUGCUGUAUGGUUGUUCACCUGAAAAGAACAGCUACAUUGGAGGUUUUAACUGUUCGGCCAGUGGGAAGGGGUUUAUACUGCCAGGGAAUUCGACAAGCGGAGGAGCUGAGUUGGUUUGCCGCUCGCGCGUGAUUGCGAGAGUUCCCGAUCCGGUGCGCAACUACGGCGAGUUAGGAAAUGUUUCGGUGAUCUCGAAGGCGUUAGCAGAAGGCUUUCCUGUGAAAUAUAAGGUGGACUUUGAGGCUUGUGGGGAGUGCAAGAACUCCAAUGGCGUUUGUGGAUACGACGGGAUACUUAAUCAAACGACGUGCUAUUGUCAGAAUGAACUGUCCUUGGACCUCAGGACUUGUCCGCCGACGCCGGGAUCUGGGGACGACGGAGGUGAUCUGGAAGUACCGGAUGCCAAAACAGGUACGUAA